AUGUCGUGGCCAGGAUACAGCUUCAACAUCCCAGAAACAUCCUACUCGUGGUCUGAAAAUGACAGAAACUGGGAGGCCAGGCCUACCACACAACCCCAGGCCUUCCCCAUGUAUUCCUAUCCAAACCUUUCAGUCACUGCACCUUUCCUGCCAUCUGCAAGCCCCUCACACAACUUCGACCCACGACUCCCUCCGACACCGGGCUCCUUUGAGCCGAUGUUGUCACCUACUCCAUCGUCCGUUUCUUCGGGAUGCUAUCUGGACCCGAGCCCUGUGAAAGGUUAUAUCGGGCAAAGACAUCUUGCACCUACAUCCGGCACCAUCGUCUCCUCUACGAGUCAUUACGACCCAAGAUGUACCAGUCCGUGGACCGACCCAACGACUUCACCGAUUCCUUCCUCGGACUUUCUCAACACGACACCCACCAAGAGGACCUUUGGGGAGGAAGAGCCUCACUCUGUCUUCGAAUCGGACAUGGGCGCGGCACUCACCCCGGCCAGCCUUUGCGACCCCAGUCCUAGUCCUCGGGCUUGUCCUACACCUUCGUCUGGUCUCGACCAACAAGCUGCUCACGCCGACGGGGCUAGCAAAUUACCUCCGCGGUCCAAACGACCCUGCCGAUCUCGUCCUGGGUCAAGAAAAAAGAUUGAGAACAAAGACUACGGAACCUACCAAUGCAACUUCGAAGGCUGCACCUACGACCGGCUGUUCUCUCGCAAAGGGGUGUUGAAGCGACACAUCCAGACUCAACAUCUCAACCCUGGAGGCUUCAAAUGCCCUCAAUGUGACCACGCUUCGAGUCGGAAGGAGAACAUGAAGGCGCAUAGGCAGGCAGUGCACAAGGAGCGGUUCUUGUAA
Penicillium brevicompactum is the source of this 858-nucleotide messenger RNA. RefSeq lists its product as uncharacterized. The record is from RefSeq and is a predicted model, not a curated record. The transcript is spliced from 2 exons. Lineage: Eukaryota; Fungi; Ascomycota; Eurotiomycetes; Eurotiales; Aspergillaceae. Bases 1 to 858 code for a protein of 285 amino acids.